AUGAAUCUCUUAAAAUCUCUUGAUGCCUUUCUUACUACUUACCAUAACUAUUUUCCUAUUGCCCGUUCUAUUACUCGUACUUUACUAUUAAUUUUACCAAAAUCUACAAAAAUCCCUGAACGUUUAAUUUCAACUAUUCUUGAAUUACUUGAAAUCCAUCAUGUUAUUAUUUCUUCUCCACCUACUUUCCCUUUAAAUUCAUUGGCAUUAACAAGUGCAAUGACUAUAAUUUCUCCUUAUGUAGAAUCAUUAUUUACUAAUACUAAAAUGAAAUAUUUAUUCUUAUUUCCUAUUCAAUCCUUACGAGUAUAUUAUUCUAUUCAAUACUUUCUUAAAAGUGGUUUUUCUCUUAUUCCUUCAACAAAUACAAUGAAAUUACAAUUAACAAGUAAACAAUCAAUUUCUACUCUUUUAACGUUACAAAAUAAGACUCUUAGAAUUGUUUCAGAAUUAAUACAUUCAUUCAAACCUAUCUUUGUUUUAAUAAGUUUCAGUGUAUUUGGAGAUAACAGUUAUGUUCCACUUUUUAUUUCAUUUAUUUUAUCAUGUGCAGAGUUUGUUUGUUUAUACAAAAACUCAUCAACAUUUUCUUCAUCAGAACUAUCUAUUUAUCAUCAACGACUAACACGUAUAUGGGUCUUUUUUAUAUUUCCUGUGGUAGUGAAUGCUUAUCGUUGUAAUCCAACAAUACAACAUUUAUUAAAAACAAAAAUACCAGGAAUACAUUAUAUAUUAAGUUUGUUGUUUUUAUUAAAUUAG
Molecule: messenger RNA, 759 nt
Organism: Entamoeba nuttalli P19
Lineage: Eukaryota; Evosea; Mastigamoebida; Endamoebidae
Exons: 1
Coding region: 1-759 (252 amino acids)
Source: RefSeq, a predicted model, not a curated record